AUGUCAACUUCAAACGGUUCACUAGAUUCAUCAGAAUCAAGUGGGUCUAAUCUUAGGGCUCAGAGAACGGCAUUUGAAAAGCGGUAUCAAAAAUUUUUAGACGAAGUAACCCCAUAUUCUGUGUACAGAUGGACUGCCACUGUUGUUAUAUUGUUAUUAUUUAUGCUGCGCAUUUUCACUUUACAAGGAUUUUACAUAGUAACUUAUGCGUUAGGGAUUUAUCUUCUUAAUCUUUUUCUUGCAUUUCUGCAACCUAAAUUUGAUCCUUCGUUAGAAAUGGAUAUUACAGAAAACGAAGCAGAAGAUGGUCCCUCACUUCCCACUAAAGCUGAUGAAGAAUUUAAGCCAUUUAUCCGAAGAUUGCCCGAAUUCAAAUUUUGGUACUCCUCAACAAAAGCAGUCAUCAUAUCCUUAUUUUGCACCUUUUUCUCAUUCUUUGACAUACCAGUUUUUUGGCCGAUUCUUCUUAUAUAUUUUUGUAUUCUUUUCGCCAUUACUAUGAAACGACAGAUAAAGCAUAUGAUAAAAUACAAAUAUGUUCCAUUUGAUAUUGGUAAAAAGGCAUAUAAUGGUAAAAAAUAG
This is a messenger RNA of Funneliformis caledonium, 582 nucleotides long. The record is from the annotation of a GenBank genome assembly. Lineage: Eukaryota; Fungi; Glomeromycota; Glomeromycetes; Glomerales; Glomeraceae.